ACCAAACCUAAGAAAAAAUGUCUAAACUAAACAAGUCGGAAAAACGAACCCGGCAAAGGGGCAAGAACUUUUCGCCAUCCGAGGAGGAUAUGCUACUCAGUCUGCUGAAGCCCUACAAACCCAUUAUCGAUAACAAAAAAUCCGACGCUUUGACCUGCCAGAUGAAGAAGGAUGCCUGGGAGCAGUUGGCCCAGGAGUUCAACGACCAAACCGGCAUGCACCGCUCUUGGCGGACCCUCAAGGACAAGUACAAGAAUAUGAAUACCAAGAUAAAGACGGAGGGCAAACGGUUGGUUGAUCACUCCAUCAGUCAGUUGGAAGACUUUGAACUAUCAGCCAGUAGUUGUGUGUCGGUAGUGUAUGAGGAGGUCGGAGAGGUGCAUGAGGAGCAGGAGAAGGAGACUAAUAAAUGUAUUGAAGAACCAAUGGAUGUUAAACCCGAAAAUAAUGAAGAGAAUCCUUGCCAGGAGGACGUUCCGAUUGAAUUUCCAAAGGCUAACCAAUCUCCGCCUUCACCAGAUAUUUCGCCGUCCAACAACAGCGAGCGUUCACUGGAGGCUAAUAGAAUUGAGCUUUUUCGUCUCCAGCAGAGAUUCUAUAACAAUGAGAACAAGAGACAUUGCUUGGAGCUAAAGAAUCUUAAGCUGAAAAAACAAAUUUUGGAACUUGAACUUGAGGAGCAUCAGCGUAAGCGCAUGAAGUUCAUCAAAGAAAGCACAACAAGUUGAUGGCACUCGACCUCGA
Drosophila serrata is the source of this 744-nucleotide messenger RNA. RefSeq lists its product as uncharacterized. Lineage: Eukaryota; Metazoa; Arthropoda; Insecta; Diptera; Drosophilidae. The record is from RefSeq and is a predicted model, not a curated record.